This is a messenger RNA of Bemisia tabaci, 1312 nucleotides long. Its product is annotated as juvenile hormone acid O-methyltransferase. NCBI's taxonomy places the organism in Eukaryota, Metazoa, Arthropoda, Insecta, Hemiptera, Aleyrodidae. The record is from RefSeq and is a predicted model, not a curated record.
AUUCAUCGUCGUGGAAUCACCCGACUGUCGACUGUGUUGGUGUUCAACGGACUACUGAAAGCGUUAAUUUACUCAAUUUUGAAAGUGUUCAAUAAUUUUGCUCGUUUUUUCUGAGGAUCACAAACUUCUUUACACUAAUUCCAAGACCAGCCGAAUCAAGGCUACGUGCUAAAAUCGUACAGCUUCCUUCGUGUCUUGGAAUUUGUUUCCAAAUAUUCUUCGAACAUGUUGAAAUUUUUAAUCUGGAAGCGUUAUCAAAAGGACUUCAAAUCCGACGUAGACAAUGCAGAAAGGAGACCUGUACACGGAGUUCAACGCAUCGUCGGCCAAGUACAGAGACAUCGCGGCCCUCCUACGGGACCACGAAUCGCUGCUGCGAUGGUCGCAGGACGAGGUGGUGCUGGACGCGGGCUGUGGACCGGGUGACGUCACACACAACGUCCUCCUCCCGUUCCUCCCGGACGCCGCCGUCAAGCACCUCGUCGGCGUCGACAUCUCGCCUUCCAUGAAGGAGCACGGAUACAAGAACUUCCCCCACCCCAAGCUCAUCUUCGACACCUUCGACCUCGCCCAGGAUGACGUCACCAAGCUCACCCAGGACCCCCGCCUCCAAGACGGAUUCGACAAGAUCUUCUCAUUUUACGUCCUUAACUGGAUUUUUGAUCUCAAGUCAGCACUGAACAAAAUCUACACAUUAUUGAAACCCAGAGGACAAGCACUGUUCAUGUUCCCAGCGAAUAGACAUUACCAGAGGACCUACGUUGAAAUUCAACAAAGGCAGCCCUGGUCAGAUAUCCUUCAAGGUCUCAAACGGGAGAUUUCACCGUAUUUCUACAGCAACGACCCUGCCGGAGAAUUCACAGAGCUCCUGAAGGAAGUAGGAUUCAAAGUGAGCGUCUGUAAAUGUGUCGAGACCGAGGACGAAUUUGAAAGCUUGGACGUCCUAAAAAAGUUGAUCGAGUCAUUGGAUAAAUACAAUUCGAAGAUACCCGCCGAACUGAAGGAUCAGUAUUUGGAGGAGUGCACGCAAAUCAUGAGGAAGGACAACGCCCUCAAGGAGUUGGAUGGUGGUAGAGUUAUGGUGCCGCACAGGAGGCUCAUCGCUCUCAUCGAAAAAUGAGACAAAAGUGUUUCAGAAAUUGAAAAUAUUACAUCAAUCUGUGCCAUAGAGAAAAAGUGGACUAUUUCUUGACCACUCUCUCGUCUUCUGCCGGAAAGACACUUCUCGAGUUUGGUGAUAUAAAGCUAAAAUGUGAUUUAAUUCGGUUCAGAGUACACUCUUUCUCGAUAAAAUUCGUGAUUUAAAGUUUAA